AUGAUCAAAGAGGAUCUGCGACUGGCGACUCGCGAAUUGGAGACUGCCAAAGACAGGGAACGACGGUCGGCGAAGAAGUUGGAAGAGAGCGAGAGGGAGGUCGAGAGUCUGAAGGAGUGGUUGAACGUAACGGAGAAGAAUCACGAAGCGAACCUUCGCGAGUUUUGUUCUUCCGCCGAGUCCGACAAGGCGAAGGCGAUCUCAGAUCUGGAAACGGCCAAGGCCGAUCACACAGACAGGACCGAUAUUCUCCGGACGGAGAUUGCCGAUUUUAAGGAAAAGCUGGCCGAGGCCACCCGAAAGGAGUCUUUGCUGAUCAAGGAUGUCAAGAAAUUAACCGCCCUGACAGAUGAUAACGAAAAGGAGAGUAGGAGGAUGGAAAAGCAGCUUUCCGAUAAAGAUCGCUCGGCUAUCGAUUUGCGGAACGAGAUCGACACCCUGGAAGAGAAAAUGAAACGGAACGAAAGUGAGAUUGACGAUCAAAUGACGGCCUACAAAGAAGAGAUUGAAAGAAACGUGAAGAGGAUGAAAGAGUUGGACGCUACGAUCGCGAAGAAGAUUCGAGAGGCGGCCGGUCUCGAAGUCGAGAUCGCCGUCCUCAAAGAAGGGAAGGAACUUGACGGACGGAAAAUAAAAUGGUUGGGGGUGCAGGUCGCUAACAAGGGACGCGAGGCGACCGCUCUCAAAGACGAUAUAGCCGCAUUGCAAACGGACCUCUCGAGAGCGCGCGAAGAAUGCGCGGACGACCGGAGUACCGAACUUUCCGUCAUUCUAGAAAAGACGAAAGACGAACUGCGACGGACGUCUCGCGAUCUGGCGGCCGCCAAGGAAGCCGAGAUCAGGCUGAAGGCGAACCACGAAAACAUCGAGAAGGAGAUCCCGCAGUGGAAGCAAUGGGUCGAAGAAUUGGAAAAGGCACGAGACGAAUCUCACGAAUCCCACGCCAAGGAACUCGGAUCGCUUCGUGACGAUCUCGAGAGGGAGAAAUCGGACGCUGAAACGAAACUUGCAACGGCGAAGGCGAGCCACUCGGACGAUAUCGAAAAUCUUCGAACGCAGAUAUCUUUCCUUAAAGAAAAGGAAUCAAAAUUGAGAAGAGACACUG
Molecule: messenger RNA, 1105 nt
Organism: Anneissia japonica
Lineage: Eukaryota; Metazoa; Echinodermata; Crinoidea; Comatulida; Comatulidae
Product: myosin-11-like
Exons: 1
Source: RefSeq, a predicted model, not a curated record